This is a messenger RNA of Parus major (Great Tit), 4270 nucleotides long. It is a transcript of the gene TOP1MT, whose product is annotated as DNA topoisomerase I mitochondrial. Gene Ontology annotation, molecular function: DNA binding; DNA topoisomerase type I (single strand cut, ATP-independent) activity. NCBI's taxonomy places the organism in Eukaryota, Metazoa, Chordata, Aves, Passeriformes, Paridae. Bases 146 to 2113 code for a protein of 655 amino acids. Gene Ontology annotation, cellular component: chromosome; mitochondrial nucleoid. The transcript has 15 exons. Gene Ontology annotation, biological process: DNA topological change; DNA replication. The record is from RefSeq and is a predicted model, not a curated record.
UUUGGGACCCUGUAGCAAAGCCUGAUCUGGGAGGAGCCAUUAUCCCAGACAGGGAUAUCUAUGGAUACCCGGAGCUCUGAGGUGACCCUUGAAGGAUCCAGGGUGACGUGAAAAGUAGGAUUUUAUAUAUUUUUUCCCCUAAUCAAUGCUUUGUCUGGAAUGGCUGGAUCCCGGCACGGAGGAGAGAGGCUGGUGGGAAGAGGAGAAGAAGGAAGAUGGAGUCAAAUGGAUGCAGCUGGAGCACCGGGGGCCCUACUUUGUGCCCCUCUACGAGCCCCUGCCCGAGGAUGUGCAGUUUUAUUAUGAUGGAAAACCCUUGAAGCUGAGCCUGGCCACGGAGGAAAUUGCCACAUUUUAUGCCAAAAUGUUGGAUCAUGAGUACACCACCAAGGAGGUCUUCCAGAACAACUUCUUCCAUGACUGGAGGAAGGAAAUGACCUCAGAGGAGCAAGAGAUAAUCAAGGACCUGGACAAAUGUGACUUCAGGGAGAUCCACAAAUAUUUUGUGGACAAAAAUGAGGCCCGGAAGGCGCUCCCCAAGGAGGAGAAGCAGAAGCUGAAGGAGGAGGCGGAUAAGAUCCAGGAGGAAUAUGGAUACUGCAUCAUGGAUGGGCACCGGGAGAAGAUUGGCAACUUCAAAACAGAACCUCCAGGGCUCUUCCGUGGCCGUGGGGAGCACCCCAAAAUGGGGAUGCUGAAGAAGAGGAUCAUGCCCGAAGAUGUCAUCAUCAACUGCAGCAGGGAUUCCAAGAUUCCCGAGCCCCCAGAAGGUCACAAGUGGAAGGAGGUGCGCUUUGACAACACGGUCACCUGGCUGGCUUCGUGGACAGAGAACAUCCAGAACACUUUGAAGUACAUCAUGCUGAAUCCCAGCUCCAAGCUGAAGGGGGAGAAGGACUGGCAGAAAUACGAGGUGGCUCGGCGCCUGAAGGAUGUUGUCCACACAAUCCGGGCUCAGUACAGGAGAGACUGGAAAUCCAAGGAGAUGAAGAAGAGGCAAAGAGCAGUGGCCCUCUACUUCAUUGAUAAGCUGGCCCUGCGAGCUGGGAACGAGAAGGAGGAAGGGGAGACGGCGGACACAGUUGGCUGCUGCUCCCUGCGUGUGGAGCACAUCCAGCUGCACCCCCAACUGGAUGGGCAGGAGCACGUGGUGGAGUUCGACUUCCUUGGGAAAGACUCCAUCCGUUACUACAACAAAGUGUCCGUGGAAAAGCAGGUGUUCAAGAACCUGCAGCUGUUCAUGAAGAACAAGGACCCCACCGACGACCUCUUUGACCAGCUCUCUACAAACUUCCUGAACAAACACCUCCAGCACCUCAUGGAUGGUUUGACCGCCAAAGUCUUCAGGACCUACAACGCUUCCAUCACCCUGCAGGAGCAGCUCAAAGCCCUCACCAACCCUGAAGACAACGUUGCAGGAAAACUCCUGUCCUACAACCGGGCCAACCGCGCCGUGGCCAUCCUGUGCAACCAUCAGAGGUCCAUACCAAAGACCUUUGCCAGGGCCAUGCAAGUCCUCCAGGAAAAGAUUGACGCCAAGAAGAAACAAGUGGAGGAAGCCCAGGAAGAGCUGAAAAAAGCUGAAGAGGAGUUUAAAGACAAAAACGAUGCCAAAGCAGAAGACAAUGUGGAGAAGAAGAAGAAGCUGUUGAAGAGGCUGGAGGAGCAAUUGGCCAAGCUGAACAUCCAGGCCACGGACAAGGAGGAGAACAAGCAAAUAGCUCUGGGCACAUCCAAGCUGAACUACCUGGAUCCCAGGAUUAGCGUGGCUUGCAAAUGCCCUGUACUGCUACACCUGCAACUGGGAACAAAGCAACUGGAGCUGCCUGAAGGCCGAGAAGUGCUCGGAGAAGGACGAGUACUGUGUCACCAAUGUGGCCUCUGUAGGAAUCGGCGUUUUGUCCCUGUGGAAGAGGAUCACCAAGAAGUGCUCCAGCACCUGCCCACACCACAACUUCCUCCUGGGACUGGUUACCUACACCUCCUACUGCUGCCAAAGCUUCCUGUGCAACCUGAGCGCGUGCCCGGGGCCCCGGCUGGCUCGCCCGUGAGGUGCUGGGGGUCCCAUUCCGUGCCCUUCUUCAGCUUCCUGAUGGAAGGAAACGGACCCUGAAGGACUGAAGAGCUUGGCUAGAUUCCCCCAGGAGGGUGUGGACAUCAGACACGAGGAACAGAUAAAGCAUUGUUGUCACCGUCUUGUCCUGUGGUGUCUCCCAACCUCCUUCUCACUUUCUUCUCAACCCUGAGCUCUCUGGCUCCAGCAUCCCCACCAGAGCUCUGAGUGCCACCUCCAGGCAUUCCUUGGAUGUCUCCAGGGAUGGGGACCCUGGCACCUCCCUGGGCAGCCCCUUCCAAUGCCUGACCACGCUUUCUGUGAAGAAAUUCUUCCUGAUGUCCAGCCUGAACCUUCCCUGGUACCACUUGAGACCUUUUCCUCUCAUCCUGUCCUUCGUUCCCUGGAGCAGAGCCUGACCCACCCCGGCUGCCCCCUCUUUUCAGGGAGUCAUGGAGAGUCAAAAGGUCCCCCCAGAGCCUCCUCUUCUCCAGGCUGAGCCCCUUUCUCAGCUCCCUCAGCUGCUCCCGGUGCUCCAGACCCUUCUCCAGCUCCAUUCCCUUCUCUGGACACGCUCCAGCCCCUCAAUGUCUGUCUUGUCGUGCUCUGUUCUGCAGCUUUGGGAGGGAGAUGCUCCUUUUGCACUUCCUGCAUCUCCAGAGGGGUUUCUCCUGGAAUUUAAUCCUACUUUGGGUUCAGUUAGAGGCACAGAGUGGAAAAUUCUGGGCAAAAAUAACAACCCCUCUUAUCCGCACAUCUGUCCCCACCUCCACUUCCAUCAUCCAUGGGAAUCCCAUCCUUCACAUUGCUUUGCUGUUGUUGGAGCCACACGACCUCACCCAGGGCCAGCAGCUCCCUGGAUUCACAAUUCCACUUGGAAUUGUGUCUUCCAGCAAUCCAUUAAUUCACCUUUUCCUCAGACAUCCUCCAAAGCAGGGUAAUCAUGGAAUAUCCUGAGUUGGAAGGGAUCCACAAAGAUCAUCCAAGUCCAGCUCCUGGUCCUGCAGGGGACAAGCCCAACAAUCCCACCCUGAGAGCUUUUUCCAAGCACUUCUGGAAUUCUGUCAGGCUUGGUGCUGUGACACCACUUCCCUGGGGAGUUCCAGUGCUCCAAGACCCUCUGGAUGAAGAACCUUCUCCUAAAAUCCAGCCAAACCUUCCCUGACACAUCUCCAGUUGUUCCCUCAGGUCCUGGGCACCAGAGAGAAGAAAUCAAUGCCUCCUCCUUCGCUUCCCCUCAAGAAAAGCAUUUGCAGCAUUUGGGUCGAGCUGCUGAGGAAGCUUGGAGAGGUUUGUUGGGAAAACAGAGACCCAGAGAGAGAAAAUAUUUGACAGAGAUGUUUCCAGAGGCUGCAGAGAAACGAGGGCAAAAAGGGGCUGGAAAAAUAAACAACGACAAGACAACAGAGGUUUUUCAUUGCCAGAUGUGCUCUGGGUGCCUCUCCUUUCUCCUAAACAACACUUUUUUGGAGGAAUUUUGCUAAUUUUGCUCUGGAAAAAUCAUGGGAGUGCUUUAAGUCGAGUCAAAGCUCCCAAAUCUGCAAAACAUUCCUCAGCCAAGGGAUGACGCUCUGUGUUGUGCUUCCAGCCCCAGCCUGGUAAACAACGGGGACAAAAGGGGCUUUGAGCUGUGCUGAGCAGGGCUGCCUGGGGCUGCAGCCUGGGGCUGAUAAGGUUAGACGAUUUCUUCCCAAAUUCUGCAGAACAGGGAAUUUUCAGGGAUGAGUCUCUCCUUUAUUAAUCAACUUCUGCUUUCCUUCACCCCCCCUACAGUGAGAAGGAAUUUUUUUCCUCUUAUUUACAGCAUGAUCUCUUUCCCACCCUCUUUGGGAAUUUUUAUUUCCCACUCUAAAGCGAUUCAAGCUCCCUCCCUUCCCUCAACCCGAAGCUCUUAAUUUACUCAUCACACAAUAUUUCCUCAUAAAAACAAAAAAAAAAACUAAGAAAAAACAAAAAAGGGAUUUGUGUGUUUUUUCUCCUGUGUGCCAGAAUUUUUCCGCUUUCUGAAAGCACUGAGGAAUCCCAGUUGGACAGACUCUAAUAAUUAAUAUUUCAUUGGGUUGGAUUUAUUCUUCCUGCAGUCGUGGAGACAGAGGCUCCCCCAGCCUGCAGGAAAACACAGUCGGGAAUUUUUAUAUUUUUUUUUGCUGCUUUAAAGCAAAACUGGCUGAGUUUUUUUGCUUGAUUUGCUGUGCCUUGGCUGCAGAAAAACUUCCU